AUGGCAUCCAGCAAGUCGAAGCGGGACGUGACCGACGUCGCCAAGGCCGAGAAGAAGGAGAAGCGCCGCAGCGAGUCGGACGGCGUGCACAAGUCCAAGAAGGACAAGAAGGACAAGAAGUCGAAGAAGGAGAAGCUCGUCCAGGCCCUCGACGAGCACCUGCAGGCCUCGGCCGCCGCCAACGACGACGACGAGGACGACGUCCCCAUGAAGGGCGCCGCGGCUGCCGCCGACGAUAGCGACGCCGAGGACGCGGCGGCGGCGGAGGGCGGCGCCGUCGUCAAGGGCGCGCUGGUCGACUUUGCGCUGCCCAUGGCGUCGGACAAGCACCAGAAGAAGAUCUACAAGGCCGUCAAGAAGGCCGCCAAGUCCCACGCCCUCCUCCGCGGCGUAAAGGAGGUCAACAAGGCCCUCCGCAAGGCCCCCGCCAAGACCCCCUCCACGGCCGACAAGAUCCCCGGCAUCGUCAUCGUGGCCGGCGACAUCAGCCCCGCCGAGGUCAUCAUGCACCUGCCCGUCGCCUGCGAGGAGGUCAACGCGCCCUACAUCUUCGUCGCCUCGCGCGCCGAGCUCGGCGCCGCCGCCAAGACCAAGAGGCCGACCUCGGUCGUCAUGCUGCUGCCCCAGGGCCGCAGCAAGAAGGCCGCCGAGGAGGGCAGCAAGGAGGACGCCAGCGAGUACGCCGAGGCGUACGCCGAGCUCGUCAAGAUGGUGCAGAAGGAGUUUGCCAAGCAGAUGAAGGGUCGGAUCUAA
Messenger RNA from Thyridium curvatum, 753 nucleotides. RefSeq lists its product as uncharacterized. Bases 1 to 753 code for a protein of 250 amino acids. The record is from RefSeq and is a predicted model, not a curated record. Gene Ontology annotation, biological process: ribosome biogenesis. Lineage: Eukaryota; Fungi; Ascomycota; Sordariomycetes; Thyridiales; Thyridiaceae. The transcript has 2 exons. Gene Ontology annotation, cellular component: ribonucleoprotein complex.